This is a messenger RNA of Etheostoma spectabile (orangethroat darter), 2738 nucleotides long. Its product is annotated as kazrin-A. Bases 918 to 1949 code for a protein of 343 amino acids. The transcript has 8 exons. Gene Ontology annotation, molecular function: protein binding. Lineage: Eukaryota; Metazoa; Chordata; Actinopteri; Perciformes; Percidae. The record is from RefSeq and is a predicted model, not a curated record.
ACUUCUGCUUAUGGGGAAAAAAAGAUCAAAUGAAUAACAUUGUAUAAUUAUAUGUUUUGAGCCACAGUCUCUUUGUCCUUUAUUUUCCACAAGUAUUUUACUUUUUUGUAAAUGAGAUAACUUUACAGAAAUCAAAUUAUUAUUAUUAUUAUUAUUAUUAUUAUUAUUAUUAAAGAGUUUUUAUUCAAAGUCAAAGAUGUAGGCCUCAGUGGAGGACUUCUGUUGUGAGGUCCUGAGAUGUUUAGAAGUGGAUAGUAGCGAACUUUAAAAGGCAUGGCAACAAAAUUACGCUCAAAAGAACUAAAUGAGAAGAAUAAGAUUAUUUUAAAAUAAAAUAAAUAACGUUGAACUUCCAUGUGGCUGUCCUCUCUUUCCCUGUGUUAUUGUUUGUGUGUUUACCUCUUCAUUUGUUGUGGUAUUGCUCUAACCCCGAUUCACCCCUUUAUGCUGGGGGGUGUUGCCAUUUUUAACAUAUGCGUGAGCCUCCCUCAUCCCUGCAAGUCUAUCUGUGAGAGGACUGCAUCCCAAAAGCUUCCAAAUGGCCUCCAUUCCUCUCUCUCCCAAUUGAAACCUCCUUAUUCACCCUGAAAAGCAUUUCUGCCCUUUUUGAUAUUGAAAUUAAUAAUCAGAAAACAGAGGAGAGGGGGAGAAAGGAAGCCAUGUCAGAUUGUUGGAACAGAAUGUGUCAGCACAUGGUGUCAAUAAUGUUCUGCUUUGAUUUGACCCCUGACCCUCUAACACUGACCCCUCUUGCCUGACCUCCAUCGGACUCCCAACACAGUGAAGUGACCCAAGAAGUAAUCAAUCAGACUCAGUAAGACCAAGACUCAGACAGCCUCUCCAGCCCCACCCGCCACAGCCUGUCAGACGGGUCCGAGGAUCAGCUGGACCGCCUCCAGCAAGUAGAGCUGGCUAGGAUGACGCCCAUGUCUCAGUGGCGGGCAGGCACUGUGCAGGCCUGGCUGGAGGUUGUCAUGGCGAUGCCCAUGUACAUCCGCACCUGCUCAGAAAAUGUCAAGAGUGGAAAGGUUUUACUUGGGCUAACAGACGAAGACCUGGAACUGGGUUUAGGUGUCAGCAGUUUAAUGCAUCGCCGGAAACUGCGUCUGGCCAUUGAGGAUUACAGAGAUGCUGAGAACGGUAGAGGGCUGUCCAAGGCUGCAGAUAUGGACCACCACUGGGUGGCCAAGGCCUGGUUAAGCGACGUGGGCUUGCCUCAGUACUCGCAGGCCUUUCACAACCACUUGAUAGACGGGCGCCUGCUGAACUCCCUGACACGACGGGACCUUGAACGUUACCUAAACAUCACCAAGAAGUUCCACCAGGUCAGCUUGUUGCUGGGCAUCGAACUGCUGCACUUACUCAAUUUCGACAAGGAGGCACUGCAGGCUCGCCGGAUACAGUGUGAGCACCAGAACGUGGAUCCGUUGGUGUGGACCUCUCAUCGGGUCAUGAAAUGGAUCAAAGAUAUUGACCUGAAGGAGUUUGCUGAAAGUCUUUCAAGCAGUGGAGUUCAUGGCGCUGUCAUGGUUCUUGACCCAACUUUUAACACUGACGCCAUGGCAACAGCACUGGGGAUUCCUAGCAACAAGCACAUGGUUCGCCGACACCUUGUUGAGGAGAUGAAAAACCUGAUUGGCCCGGCCAGAACAGAUGCCAAGCAGGAAUACGAGCAUCUCAACCUGGGAACUCCACCAACCCCCCUUCGCCAGAACUCCCUGGGCCGACCGCCCAGCUCUGCCAGCCGACACACUGAUGACGAAGGCUCACUGAGGAGGAGGGCUGUCAAGCCUCCAACAGGCUUCAGCCCUAAAGCCCGCAAUGGGCGAGACCUGAGUUGCCACAGCAGCUAUGGCUCCCUGCCUCGGGAGGGUCGAGACCAGACUCCGCCCAGAGCCGAGGGAAGCCCAAUCCACGGUUACACCAGCAUCGAGGUCACCAACGUGUGAGGUCAUCAGAGUGUGACGAAACACCAGCUGUUAGCUUCACCACAACUAAAUCUACAUCAUGGACAUUUGUCAUGUGCACCUGAACAUAGGAGGGUUAUUUUUUCAAAAGAUGAAGGACAGAUUGCAUUUUUAAAAUGCAGCAAGAUUCUUUUUUUUACAAGUUUCCCUGGUUUGAGAAAACAUUUCAUUGUGAGCAAGUGAUAUUUUGCUGUUUUUGAGGGCUGUUAUUUCCCUUCCACAGCGCCAGAAUCAAGAGAUGAACGACUCUAGCUAAAUGAUUAUUUUUCUAUUACUUUGUGUGUAAAUGGUUCUUUGUGAAUCAGAAUGCAACUUGGCAAUAUGUUUUUGUUGACUGGUUACUGUUUUUCCGUAGAAAAUUGAAUUUAAAAAAAGAACGGUUUGCAUAAUACAGGGUACUUGAGGACAAAAUGAAAAGAAAAUUUCAUAUCAGUGUAAACUGUUCUUGUUUCAUUCAACUUUUGUGAUGCCUUGUUAAUGUAAUUGAGGACAGUGGACAAAAAAGAGACUUGAAUUGAAUUUUAAAUUCUCAAGUUUAUUUGAUAGUAGUUUUUCAUCUUGCACAUUUACACAGUUGUGUCUAAACAAAUAGCACCCUCAUCUGAUGUUUUAUACUGUGCAGUAAACAUGGUAAAAUAUUUGAACAAUGCCAACAAAAGAUGACCGCAGAGCUGUAUGUCCAUGGAAUCCUCAGGGCUGAAUAGUGUGAGGAUCCAUAAAUGUGAAAAUGAGAGUUCCUUAAAUGAAAUAAAGAUAACAUCUCAAAUCUGA